GGGGUUACCUAGCACCAUCGGACAAAAUUAUUUGGGCCGACAAGCAGCCAUUACUUUCCGGUUUUGCAACGACAAGCCGCAAAACUCUCGGAUCAGUCGAUUGGCUGCCACGCGCCGCCAUUCGUCGCCUCCUCUCGCUCUCAGCCCUCGCCGCGCCGGCGCGCAGCCUGGCAGCCAUGCCGGCCACCAAGCGCACGCUCGCGUUGUUCGACGUCGACGGUACAUUAACACCAGCGCGCCUGAAGAUCACGCCGGAGAUGAAGGCCUUCCUCCAAGAAUUGCGGAAAACCAUCAGCAUCGGCGUCGUCGGUGGGUCCGACUUCGUCAAGCAACAGGAGCAAAUCGGUAGCGAUUCUCUGUCCAAUUUCGACUACUCCUUCGCCGAGAACGGGUUGGUAGCGUACAAAAACGACGAACUAAUAGCGAAGGCGUCGUUCGCCCAAAAGAUCGGCGAAGAGGAGUUACAGAAAUUAAUUAAUUGGGUCCUCGCGUACCUGUCCAAAAUUACGUUGCCCAUCAAGCGGGGCACGUUCAUCGAGUUCCGGACGGGCAUGCUCAACAUCUCGCCGAUCGGGCGGAACUGCGCGCGCGACGAAAGGAACGCGUUCGAGGAGUAUGAUUUGAAGAACAAUAUAAGAAAGGACAUGGUCGCUGCGAUGCAGAAAGAGUUCGCCCACCUCAACCUGACCUUCUCGAUCGGCGGGCAGAUCUCGUUCGACGUGUUUCCCGCGGGGUGGGACAAGACGUACUGCCUCCAGUUUGUGGAUAGAUCGUUGUUCGACGAGGUCCAUUUUUUUGGAGACAAGACCUUUGAAGGCGGUAAUGAUUAUGAGAUCUUUACGCACCCGGACGUGAAGGGCCACUCCGUGACGUCGCCGGACGACACGAAGGCGCAGUGCACGGAGCUGUUCCUCUCGUAGAUGAUGGACUGUGGUAUAAAAACUUGAGAUUUAA
This is a messenger RNA of Pelagomonas calceolata, 954 nucleotides long. NCBI's taxonomy places the organism in Eukaryota, Pelagophyceae, Pelagomonadales, Pelagomonadaceae. The record is from the annotation of a GenBank genome assembly.